Messenger RNA from Cercopithifilaria johnstoni, 1362 nucleotides. NCBI's taxonomy places the organism in Eukaryota, Metazoa, Nematoda, Chromadorea, Rhabditida, Onchocercidae. The record is from the annotation of a GenBank genome assembly.
AUGGCUUACAACAUUACCAGUCUUAUCUUUUUGACGUCUCUAAUAAUUUUGGAUUGUGCACGAGCUAUCAUAACAACGGAAGGACGUAGUUUCAUUGUCGAUGAAGGUGACAGCGUCGAAUUACCCUGCAAUAUACGUAAUAUUGGGGAAGAUACAGUGGUGAUAUGGAAACGAGGAGAGCUAGUAUUAUUCACCGAUGAGGAAGUCUUUUAUGAGGAUCAACGAUUCCAGUUACGCAGGAAAGAUAAUAAUUUUACAUUGGUUAUCGAAAGAGUAGAACCAUACGAUGGCGCAAAAUAUGUUUGCGAAAUAACAUCACCCGAAAUGUCAAUAACGCAUACAUUGGAAGUGAACGUACAUCCUAUGGUUUCUAUAUCGCCGGAUACAAAUCCACUACUGGUGAAUGUUGGCGAGAAUAUGGUCAUCAAAUGCUCAGUAUCUGGUAAUCCCCCACCAAAAGUUACAUGGACCCGACAGGGUGGUCCAAAAAUGCCAGCAAGAGCUACAUCAAAAGAUGGACAGCUGAGGAUAACUCGUGUGACGAUGGAUGAUAGCGGCGUGUAUGAAUGUACAGCAUCAAAUAAUGUCGGCGUCGAUGCGCAUGAUACCAUCGAAGUUCGAGUGCAAGCGGAUCAGUACGGAGCGCAUGAGCCGUCAGCACCAUGGGUCGAUUCAGUAUAUUCAUACAUACCGGUAAGACUAGGUCAAGAUAUCAAUCUAACCUGUAAAUAUAACGCCAAACCAUCACCCCAAGUUGAUUGGAUUUACAAUGGAUUCACAAUCAACUUUUCGGAUGAUCGAUUCAAAGGUUUAAUGCAGUAUGCUGCCAGACGUGAUAACUACAGUGAAUCUAUCCUAGCAAUCGAAAAUAUCAAAGAAGAUAAUUUUGGUGAUUACACAUGUCGUGUAGCAAAUAAUCUUGGAAUAAAAGAGAAGACUAUUUAUGUCAGCGGUCGACCAGGACCACCUCAUUUAAAUACAAGUGGAACUCUACUUUCUUGGAGUGUACAUUCAGUGGAUCCAGUCAUCGAAUAUCAAAUCUUAUAUCGAUUCUCCAAUGAUGAUACAUGGCAGCAAUUUAAAUCUAUAAGGGCAAAUAAAGAGGAGCAAGAUGGUAAUGUUUGGAGCCGAAGCGAAGAUUUGGUUUGGUUACGGCCUGGUUUAGAAUAUGAAUUACAAAUGAAAGCACGAAAUGCACUAGGAUGGGGCUCAUUGGCUCGAUCUUACGUUACAAUGAAAACACCGUUCUUUGACAACGUGACCAAUGAUAAAAAAGUGAACUCAGUAAAGCAAAUAUAUGCGUCACGAUCAUCAUGUUUGUCCAUCGUUUCAUUCAUUGCCGUAUCGAUUUUCCUGUUAUGA